ACACUUUUUAAAAACAAGAGAUCUGUGGUUUGCCCUUCUUCUACUUUGAGAAAGAUAGCAAGAUGAAUGAGAAGCUAAGUGUCAUGGAACUACUAAAACGAGCUGCAAAGUUACUCUUCAGUAACAUCAAUCUCGCUUUCUUCCUCUUCUUCUCCUCUCUCCCACUGUUUUGUUUCUUGAUCCUUUUCGAGCUCUCUCUCCAAACCACCAUCUCUCUCACUUACCAGUUCCUCUCCCAAGAACUCGAUCUUGGCGGCUACUUCUUUCUCCAAGAUCAUAAAGAUCUGUCGGAGAACGAUCUCAUUCCAUGGCUGAUUCAGACAUCUCUGCUAUACUUUUUUCCCUACACCCUUCUUGACCUCUUUACCACCACCGUGAUCGUUGCAGCAUCUUCCGUAUCUUACACGUCAGGGGAAGAAGAACCGUUGGGGAUGCUUUGUCUGGUACAGAGAUCUGCCAAGAUAUGUCGGAACAGAUUAGUCGGUUGUCUGAUCACAUCACUCUAUGUCCUCCUCUUGUCAACCUCAGUGUUCUUCGGUUUCUUCUCAGAAUCAGUCAACUACUUAUUCAUUACUUCUCUCGCACGUGAUUACCAAAGGUUCCACAGCAAAACAGCAGUGCUGUUCCACGCGGUUGUGGUUCUGAUUCGCGGUACUGUCUUCAUAGUUCUGGCUGUCAAGUUCGGAAAUUGGAGCGCGGGAUGGAACAUGGGUUUGGUUGUUUCGGUCUUAGAAGAAGAAGAAGAUGGAGAAGAUGGUAAAGGAGGCAUCUAUGGAACAAAUGCUCUGUCUCUUUCGUAUUGGUAUGGAAGGGGACAUGAGAAACGUGAUCUCUUGAUGAUGUUGAUGUUCUUGGUCUUUGCUAUUGCGACGAGGAUGCCGUGUUUAUACUCCAGAUGUAGUUUGAGUUUGAGCUCGAGUGGAAAUGGAGUUUUGUAUACUGGUCUCUAUGUGGGUUUGAUUUGUGUUGGGAAUGUGGUUAAAUGGGUGGCUUGUGUUGUAAGUUACUAUGAUUGUAGAGCUAGGGUUUUGGAGAAGAAGGAUGAUGUGGAGAUUGGAUCAAAAGCUAAGGGUUUUGCUACAUAAGAGAUUUGUUUUUGCUUUUGGCACACGUUUUGCUUUACUUGUAUCCGACAAUAAGAAAAGUAGUUACAUUGGAGUUUGCUACAUUACAUUUUAAUCUAUUGUUAAUGUUCAUA
This is a messenger RNA of Brassica napus (rape), 1198 nucleotides long. RefSeq lists its product as uncharacterized. Bases 63 to 1085 code for a protein of 340 amino acids. The transcript has a single exon. NCBI's taxonomy places the organism in Eukaryota, Viridiplantae, Streptophyta, Magnoliopsida, Brassicales, Brassicaceae. The record is from RefSeq and is a predicted model, not a curated record.